UGUACGCUGCUGUAACCCUGCAUCCAGCCCCAGGCUUCCCCAGUACUGCAAGUCUUCUCUUUGAAUGCGGGCCUAUCUGUACCGCUUCUAGAGAACCAGCCUGGUUACCAGCUUCAGCUCAAUGCCAAAAAUUAAAGGCAUAAUCCCAGAACACAGGGAGGAGAGAAGGCAGCAUAACAAGGCUGGCCAGCCCCCACAUGGCGUCCCCCAACUUUCUCCACUCUAUGAACAUUUCAGCAGUCCACACCCCAACCCUGCACCCGCGGACAUCAGCCAGAAGCAAGGAGUUCACAGGCCGCUGCAGACCCCUGAUCUCUCUGGAUUUUACUCUCUGACCUCAGGCAGCAUGGGACAGCUCCCCCACACUGUGAGCUGGCCCAGCCCUCCUCUCUACCCCUUGUCCCCUUCCUGCGGAUAUAGACAGCACUUCCCUGCCCCCACUGCAGCCCCUGGCGCCCCCUAUCCCAGGUUCACCCACCCGUCCUUGAUGCUGGGAUCUGGUGUACCUGGACACCCAGCAGCCAUCCCUCAUCCGGCCAUUGUACCCUCCUCAGGGAAGCAGGAGCUGCAGCCAUAUGACCGAAGCCUGAAAACACAGGCAGAACCCAAGGCAGAGAAGGAGGCUAAGAAGCCAACCAUCAAAAAACCCCUCAAUGCCUUCAUGCUUUACAUGAAGGAGAUGAGAGCCAAGGUCAUUGCAGAGUGUACACUCAAGGAAAGCGCUGCCAUCAACCAGAUCCUGGGUCGCAGGUGGCAUGCACUAUCUCGAGAAGAGCAGGCCAAGUACUAUGAACUGGCUCGCAAGGAAAGGCAGCUGCACAUGCAGCUAUAUCCAGGCUGGUCAGCGCGGGAUAACUACGGAAAGAAGAAGAGGCGAUCAAGGGAAAAGCAUCAAGAAUCCACCACAGGAGGAAAAAGAAAUGCAUUCGGUACUUACCCGGAGAAGGCCGCUGCCCCAGCCCCGUUCCUUCCGAUGACAGUGCUCUAGGCUGUCCCAGCUCCCCAGCUCCCCAGGACUCACCCUCUUACCUUCUGCUGCCCCACUUCCCCACAGAACUGCUUGCUAGCCCAGUGGAGCCAGCACCAACAUUCUCAGGUCACUCUGCAGCUGUCACUCUUCCAGCUCCUGAGUCCCCAAAGACCCUCCACAGCACCCUCCAGAAUACACAAGUACAGCAACAGGAACCUCAGAGGCAGGCAGCCUAGCACACACAGGACACCUGGCUUGCUCCAUGGGCCCACCCCUAACUCAAGAGGCAACAAGACCAGAUCACAGAACUGGUUAGGGGUCCUCUCCAGGUGCUGAAGAUUUCAAAGGCUGCUUAAACUACUCCCUGAACUGGAGGCCAUCAAGUCAUGUGGUAGGGAUCACAUCUGUGCAGCUGUUUCGUCUCCCGAAGGGCAUCCUGGUACCUAUGGUAGCCAUACCUUUUCUUUUUGUCAUGCCUUGCUAGCUGGAUGCCCCUACAGUUUUUUGGUUUUUUUUUUUUUUUUUUUGCUUGUUUGUUUUUGUUUUUUCUGCAGGUCAGAUGAGCUGGACUGACUGAGUUCAGCUGCCUUUUCUACAAAUGUCUGUCUGCCACACCUCCAUGCCAAUACUUCUUGGACCAAGAAUACCUGCUUUAUCACACAAGAUGACUUUGUGGUUGGUCACCAGCCACAAAAGUCUAAAUAACGCUUCUCUCUUAAGGAGCAGAGAAGCUCUGUUUACAAAGAACAGCUGCUGUUUGUAAGCUGGGCCAGGGGAAGCUUCUUACUAUCUUCCCAGGAGCUUGCAAGAGGAGGAAAUGGGAUAGGUUAGGUUUAAGGUCUUUCAACCUAGGCAACAAAAUAACACCAACCCUACCUACUGGUGGACAGUACUCAGCUUUAAUUAGAAUGACUUGGAAAUCUUUCCUGAGAAACUCACCAGCCUUAGAAACUACAGUCAAUAAACUGAAGUUGGCUUAAAUCCAGUGUGCACCUUCCCAGUGCCAUUUCCAGGCUCAUCUGUGUCAGCUGAGUCACAGCUCCUGGGUAGCCGUGAGAGGGCAAAUCCCAAAUCCCCCACCCGCCAGAGCCCAUCUUUCAGCAUUUAGAACUGGCCAGCUUCAGUCUCUCCGAGGCUGCAGGAAGGAGGAGAUCUGUGACAACUAAAGCAAGGAGUUCAUAAAUCCUCUUGUGGUGGGCAUGGUUCUUUGCCACGUUCUAGAAACCCUUUGAGCCAAACUUAACCCUGAGCCUUGAAAAACAAGUUUUUUUGUUUAACUUUUUUUUUUAAAUUCUUUUCACUGUAUAUAGCCUGAAUCCAAAGAAAAGGGGCUACCAAUGUAUUCAACACACCUUUAAAAAAAAAAGCGCCUUAGUUCCUACUUUAACCACUGGUUUCUCAAUCCAAAGAUCAUGUUUCUAGUGUAGUGUGUUACAAGUGUUGAAAAGAUUGCUGGAAUGUGGUGGUUCACACCUCUAAUUCCAAUACUUGGGAGGUAAAGGCAGGUGGAUCUCUCUGAGUUCCAGGACAGCCAGGGUUGUAUAGAGACCUUGUCUCAAAAAAGAGAAAAAACCUGAUGUAGUAUCCCAAAUAUUUUUGUAUUAAUGCGUUAUCAUAGAAAAACUUUUUUAAGAGAAUAAAGAUACUUUUUACUGGGUUUGUUUUUCAAA
Myodes glareolus (Bank vole) is the source of this 2640-nucleotide messenger RNA. Lineage: Eukaryota; Metazoa; Chordata; Mammalia; Rodentia; Cricetidae. The record is from RefSeq and is a predicted model, not a curated record.